Cololabis saira (Pacific saury) is the source of this 5156-nucleotide messenger RNA. It is a transcript of the gene carmil3, whose product is annotated as capping protein regulator and myosin 1 linker 3. Gene Ontology annotation, biological process: cell migration; regulation of Arp2/3 complex-mediated actin nucleation. Gene Ontology annotation, cellular component: plasma membrane; lamellipodium. Lineage: Eukaryota; Metazoa; Chordata; Actinopteri; Beloniformes; Belonidae. The transcript is spliced from 40 exons. The record is from RefSeq and is a predicted model, not a curated record. The coding region runs from base 214 to 4470 and encodes 1418 amino acids.
UUGGAUUCUGCCAGUGCGCAACUGCUGCGUCGCUUCAAGCCUGCACCGACGGAAGCUCCGAGCGGCCGCGGCUCCUGCAUGCGCACGGGGUUGUAGGAGAGAGAAGAGAGGGGGGCCAACGAGCUGGGCAGCGUCGGUCUGCGAAAACAUUUUCAUAUUUAAGAGAGGAAAAAGGAAGGAGAAGCGACAGGGAAGGGCGGAAAGGAGCGCACCAUGGCCUCAAAGGAGAGCACAGCUGCGGGCUUCGUCAGCGUGAGCAAAGAAAUCACAGAGAGCAUCAGGAAGGUGUUGGAUAAACAGGCCAUUAAGUUUGUGCGAGCCAUCAAGCAGGAAACCAGGAGCGGCAAAUCGGAGGACAGGAUUCUGGUCCUGGCAACAUGGAGACUGUAUCUCUUUGCUGUCAAAGUGCCCACCAAGGUGGAGGUCACGUUCAACUUCUUGGAAAUCAGAGCAAUGAACACCUACCCAGAACACCAGGUUGUCAUAGAUACAGACAAGACCACCUACUCGCUGAGACUUCAGAGCCAGGACCAGCUGGAGCACGUGGCCAGCCAUAUCAACUACGCCCUCUCCAGAGUCUUCAACAACUCCAUUUAUGCUCCUCCAAUUUGUCGAGCAGAGGGAGACCUGCCUGAUGGGAGUCACAAGUUUUCACCGAGCUCUGAGUCAUCGUUGGAGCCUCCAAAAACCUGUGGUGGUUUCUCUGAGACUUAUGCUGCUCUCUGCGACUACAAUGGAAUUGGCUGUAAAGAAGAAGUACAAUGGGAUGUUGACACAAUCUACCACUCCCAGGACAACAGGGAGUUCAACUUGCUGGAUUUCAGCCAUCUUGACAGCAGGGACUUGGCAGUGAUCGUGGCAUCCAUUGCGUACAACACCUGGUUCACCAAGCUGUACUGCAAAGACUUGCGCAUAGGGUUGGAGGUGGUGGACCAGGUCCUCCACACAAUCAGCAAGUCUAACAGCCUGGAGGAGCUCACGCUGGAGAAUGCAGGACUCAAAUCGGAUUUUCCACAGAAGAUGGCGUCAGCGUUGUCGGAGAACCCGGCCUCUGUGAUUCACUCUCUCAACCUGGCUCAUAACACACUUGACAACCAAGGAGUCUCCAACCUGAUCCAGCAGGUCUGCCGCCUCAACAAGGGCCUGCGCCUCCUCAAUCUCUCCAAGACCACCCUCUCCUCUAAGGGUGUUGUUUCUUUGUCCCAGGCUCUCUGCUCAAGUGACGACUACUCCAACUCUCUGCUGCAUCUGGACCUCAGUAAAAACCCCGGAGUUCUGUCUGGAGAGGAUGCCACAAACCUGUACCUGUUUUUGGCCCAGCCCAACUGCCUGGUCCAUUUGGACUUGUCUGGGACAGACUGCACCGUGGACUCGCUGUUCGGGGCUCUGCUGCGAGGCUGCUGUGCCGACCUCUCCUACCUGAAUCUGUCCAAGAACUCCUUUUCUCACAGGAAAGCAAGAGACUCCCUGCCAACUUUCCGCCAGUUUUUCAGCUCGGCAUUCAGCUUGGCCCAUGUCAGUCUGUCCUCUAUGAAGGUCCCGCCUGAUUCGCUGAGGGCUCUGUUCCUGGGCCUGUCCAAUAACCCCCAUAUCUCCGACUUACACCUGGACAUCAGCAGCUGUGAGCUGAGGUCAGCCGGUGCGGGAGUGAUUCAGGAGCUUUUCCCGCGGGUUUCAUGUGUGGGGACUUUAGACAUCUCUGAUAAUGGUCUGGAUGUUGACAUGCUGUCCGUCAUCCCGGCGUUCUCCCGCCACCCUUCCCUCAAACAUCUGAUGCUGGGGAAGAACUUCAACCUCAAGGGCAGGGUGCUGGAUGAAAUUCUGCAGAAAGUAGUUCAUUUGAUCCAAGAAGAAGAGUGUGCCUUGCAGUCUCUCUCCUUGGCUGAGUCGAGGCUUCGGCAGCGGGGCACGGUGCUGGUCAACGCCCUGGGCUCCAACGCCUGCCUGCGGAAGGUCGACCUGAGUGGCAACCUCCUGGAGGACUCCGGAGCCAAGAUGCUCAGCAAAGCUUUGCAGAUCAACACAACACUCAGAAGUGUCACAUGGGAUCGAAACAACACCACUGCAAUGGGCUUCCAAGAUGUGGCGAGGGCGCUGGAACACAACUUUACCCUCCAGUACAUGCCCCUGCCCCUUGGUGAUAUAAGUCAGGCAUACCGCGGCGCGCCAGAGAAGACUGACCAGGCAGUGGCAAAGAUCCAGCGCGCCCUUCUCCGGAACAACCAGACUCAGCGAUUCUCUCAGAAACAGGCUCUGCGGCUGCACCAAGGCCUCGUCACCAGCACUGCUGAACAGGUGAUGGAGCGCCUGUGUGUGCGGGUGCAGCAGCAGGUUUGUGUCCUGAAAGGCAGCGAGGAAGGCGAGGACGUCCAGACAGCCAGACAAAUCCUCAAAGAGGCCAGGAACUCCAGAGCUCUGUAUCCGUCCCUGUGCGAGUUGGCCCACGUGCUGUCGGUGGACGGUCCGGUCAAACAGCGCCUGGACACUCUGGCUGGGGAGCUGGCCAAAGCUGCCGACAAAGAGCUGCAGGUGGUGGUGGACUCCAUGGUGUCUCUGUGCCGCGAGUUAUGUCCCAUGUCGUGCUUGGCUGCGGAGAGACUCAGUCCGCCUCUCUCUUCCAUCUCCGAGCAAGUUUCUAUCCCUCGUUCCGCCAUACGCAACGCCCUGAUGGAAAGAGCAGCUGAGGACAUCAACAAAGCUGUGGAGGAGGUGAAGCUGUCUGUGGUCUCGUAUCUGACCAACUCCAUUGUGGAUCAGAUUCUGCAGGAGCUCUAUAACACUCAUAAAACCCUGUUGCGGCAGGUGUCUCAGGCGAAGCGCUGGGACGACGUCGGGACUGGCAGACGAACUGUCAGACAGUCGAGAUUAGUCGAUUCUCUGGAAUUCCCUGAUGAGGACUUUGGGGUCAGCCUGGGAAUAGAUACCAUGGCUAUCAAGAAGCGGAGCGCGAGAACGAGAAGAAUUCGUCCCGUCUCCACCAGAAUGAGUUUAGGUGAUGAGGCCAGUCCCUCCCCUACACCCUCGGCACCUCCACAUUCUGCCUCCCUAGCACACUCUGCAUCAUGGGAGUGUCUGUCCACCCUCCCCACCAACGGCUCGCCCUUGCGACACGUGACCCACGUCAGGCCGCGGCCGCCGCGGAGACACAGAGCUGCCAACAUCCCCCCUGAGUCUCACUGCUCCGAGAACGGAGGAGUCAGUAUUCUGGAGGAUGGACUGCCCGACUUCUACAGCAAGAGAGUCCUACCCGACAGUCAGUUGUCAUCCCUACAUCAGGCCCAGUCCCUGAGGAGGAAGAAGAGGCGCAGCGUUCUGUCCAUCUUCUCCGGCUUCCGCAAGAACCGCAACUCCACCAUCUCUAAUCAGGACUCUGACGGGGCUUCAGAGAAUGUCUACUCAAUGAUCCAGCACCCUAAAGACAUUGUGAGGCCUGAGAGCGCUGUUUCCGGAGCCAACGGGUCCAUGCCUUCACCUCGACAAACUCAGGGUGCAUCUGUUCGUGGAAUGAGGACCGCCAGCCCUCCCUGUCUCAUCCAAAGACAAUCCACCGAUCUGGUCAGCAUGGUGUACAGCUGUAUUGGAGCAGAAAUCGAGGACUCUGAUGGCAGCAGCACGAGUGACUGCCGAGCAUCAGACUACGAUGUGGACAGAUCGAUCACGGAUGCCCCGGCGGACAGUCGUAGCAACGGACAUGUGCUGUCCUCCAAGCAGCAGGCGGACAGACAGAUGGAGACGCUCAGGCAGGAGAGGAUUGUGCCUCUGACAAAGUCACGAAGCGAGAUGGAGGAGGACGCGCAAAGUUGCGGCAGUGAUGCUGUGGACCCGAGUGGACUGAGGCCAAAGCCACCUUCACAGAGCAGCAAGCCCAGCCUGGCCGCGAUGAGGCAGAGACACCUGCAGGAGAGCCUAGAGGAGGCAGGUAGGCUGGAGGGAGGAGACCAAAGUGAAAAAAUACAAGAGGAGAAGCAGAGAGCGAGAGGUCCGGAGGGCCAGCGUCCUCUCAUUCCCAAAAAGUCCACCAUAGACCUCUCCAGAGAUAGGACCUCUCCGGAAAAGACCAAGGCCAUGCCUAAAACGUCACCUGGCUCUCCAGGAGGAGAAGAUAUGGAUAGUCAGAGGAGUUUGCCUCCUAGUCAGCCCAUCAGUGAAGACGAGGAAACCACUGAGAGGAAGAGUCCAUCAUCAUCAUCCAUGAAGCCUGUCAUGGAGUCAGCAGAUCCUGCAGUCGUCAGUCACGAUGAGGACGGAGCCCGCAAUGGAUUUCCAGCAGCAUCACAUCACACCAGGAAGUCCAACUCGUUUGACACAGGCAUGGGACAGGACAUCCCUUACGAUCUGGAGAGGUCCUCAGAUCGCAGAUUCCCUGUGAAAAAGCCCUGUUUCCCCCAGUAUAGAAACAGAUCUCUGGACUACCCUGCUGGGACCGGGUGUUAUGAAAGCCCCCGGCUCGGUAACAGAGAAGGAUUAUGACGUCCACUGAGGAGCGGGAGGAGUCUGCUGGAGACUAAACACUGGAACACGGAGGACUGGAGCGAGACAAGUUUUUAAAACUGUGUGAACUUGGCCAAUUGGGACUCACCAGGAGUUUCUUCUUCUUUUAAUCCAUUUUGUGCUGAAAGAUGCAUGGACUGCAGAAUUCUGUAUACUUUUUUUAAAAUGAUUAUUAUUUUAACUGCUUGCACUUAAAAUGGUUUCGUCAUGCAUCAGGGGAAGCCCUAAGGCUCAUAAAAACUAACUGUAGUUUUGUGUCUCUUCAGUAUGUUUAUGAACAGUUGUUUUAUGCACUCGUGCAAAUCAUUCAAUGUUGAAAUGUUUUUUUGUUCCGUCCCUGUUUUAUUGACAAUCUGUUACUAUUGAAAGUGAGUUUGUACUUUUUAUUUAUUUGAAUGUAGAUAAUGAAUCAAAACCUGCACUAACCAUUGUGGUAAAGCCACCAGUUAACGGUCAUGUUUUUAUUUAUGAUAUUUGAUAUAACUGUGUUUGUAAGUAUGCUUUUGGUGUACGUUGAUGACUGAGAAAUGUGAUACCAUGAACUUAGCUCUCCCAUCUCUUCAACAGUAUUAAAAUUGGUCAGUGGCUUGUUUUAAUCUGAGUUUCUGGACCAGGAAAUGAGUAUAUUUUCUAAAGAUGCUUCUUUGAAUCAGAAUAAAUAAAGC